Messenger RNA from Eimeria tenella, 2787 nucleotides. RefSeq lists its product as uncharacterized. Lineage: Eukaryota; Apicomplexa; Conoidasida; Eucoccidiorida; Eimeriidae. The transcript has a single exon. The record is from RefSeq and is a predicted model, not a curated record. The coding region runs from base 1 to 2787 and encodes 928 amino acids.
AUGGAUUUGAAGACAUCCGCAGCUACUGAAAUGGGCGCAGACGCACCGUGUGGUUACCAAUUAACUGAUGGAUUGUCUGAAGGUCCUACAGGUGUGAGUCGCCAAAGUGUGCUCGACACGCCUCUACCGCAUGUCGGUAGAGGCUGUUCGUCGGGGCUCCAGUUUCGUUGGGCAAAGGCACGUCCACCUUUCAAGGCCCCCUUCGCCCUGUCUUGGGCGAUUCUGGCCUACAUUUUGGGGAUAGUGGCGAUUAUAUACUUUUGUAGGUUUCCAAGGGGCGCACAAGGAAGUCUAAGAGCCCGGCGACUUGCAAGCUCCAAUACGGAGGGUCUACGGAGUCUCUGCCUGGAGCUGCAGGAAGGGGAACUGUGGACCCUUCCCAGUACCUUUGACGCUACGUCGACAAGUUCGGGCAGCAUCUUGCUGUCUCCAGAGGGCGGCUCCAUGCAAGCACCAGAAGCGGAAACAUACUUAGAUGAAAAUACUCAGAAUGGCGCAGCGGACGCCAGUCUAAAGAGGCCCUUUGAAAAUGUUGAAGACCAGCUUUGUGCGCCUGGCGCGAAAGUGCUGAAAGCCUCAGAUCCACUGCAUGUCCAUCAAUCUCUAGGCCUGCAAGAAACCCAACAGUCGGACAUACAUGACCAUUUGCUGUUGGGUUCCUGUGCUGAAGACUUUGCACCAACAACGUGCCAGCACAGGUAUACUGUGCACUCCAGUGGUCUACCUUGCGCAGAUAAAGCCUUACUGUCGGGUCAACAAGACCUCAUGCCGUUAUCCACGCCUGAGCUCCAGCCAUCUUCGCAAGACGCCUCUAAAAUGUGGCCAGCUCACCUCACCGGACCUGAGCGCUACGCUGAUGUGUAUGUCGCGUAUGAAGUAGAAGCCUCGCACAGCACACACCCACCCGGGCUAGAACAGCAUGUUGAGGGAGCUCCUUCAGUGUAUUCACACCCAGUUGAAAAGUUUCGACAGCAAUUUGACGAGGAUGUCUUAGAUCAAGUGGCAUUGCCGAGCACAAUGCAGGCCACAUUUCAACCCAAAAUUUCACCACAAGAGGCUUUGCGCGGAGCCUUUUCAAUAUCUUCAGACCAAGUCAACACACCUCAGCAACUACCUAUGCAGGAAUCUACCGCUUUGCACGGAGCCUUUUCAAUAUCUUCAAACCAAGUCAACACGCCUCUGCAGUACACCGACACUCAUGGCGCACAUGGAAGGGGUCCUUCAGAAGAAACACUGUUUAUUUCGUCGGAGGCUGAGCAGCAAUUCCCUAUGCAGGGAUCUACUGCUUUGCACGGAGCCUUUUCAAUAUUUUCAAACCAAGUCAACACGCCUCAGCAGUACACCGAUACUCAUGGCGCACAUGGAAAGGGUCCUUCAGAAGAAACACUGUUUAUUUCGUUGGAGCCUAAGCAGCAAUUACCUAUGCAGGGAUCUACUGCUUUGCACGGAGCAUUUUCAGUAUAUUCAGGCCAAGUCAACACGCCUCAGCAGUACACCGGCGCACAUGGAAAGGGUCCUUCCGAGGAAACAUUGUUCGUUUCGUCGGAAGCUGAGCAGCAACUACCUAUGCAGGGAUCUACCAUGGCUUCAUAUGAAGUAAGCAAAUCCCAGCAAAGACAUGACGAGCAUGCUACAAGUGAGGACGUAUAUUCGAGUCGGGCAUCAGCCACUCAGAUAGCAUAUGAGCUGCAACUGUAUUUGGAGGAAUCCUAUACGCCGUCUCCAGGUAGUGCCAAUGAACCUCCGCAGUAUACUGUUGUCCAUGAUAUACGUGAAGUAAGUUCAGGUUACCCGGGGCUCACGCCGCCGUUGCAGAGUGAGCAACAGCUGCAUGCUCGGGGAAGCUUUACGGUGCGUUUAGAGCAGGGCGCUGGUUUUUCAAACGAAGCUGAAUUACAUGCCCCGCAGGGAUUCAGCGGAACUCAGGAGCAAAAAGUUUCCACGCAGGGCAGCGAAGAAAAAGUUUCGCAUCACCCACAUCUCGCAGCGCUGCUUUUUGGUGGAGACGAAUCAUCUAGUAUGGGCGAAGCGUCUCACUCUUCCAGUUCCACCGACCUUGAGGGUAACGACGAAAAGGAAGAAGACCCGCCUGCUUCACAUAUGCACUGCGCCACGCUAAGAAAAAUGUUAUUAGCAAAACCGACUGGUGCAAACACAAUAGAGAGAGAACUGGCUGCGCACCCGUAUGUUCGUCUACCUCUCUUGGAUUCUGGCGUGAAACUCCCGCCUUCCUCUGAACCCUCUCCACGUUGUACGACGUGCCCGCGGUUUUUAGCCCGUGAGCUUCUCAUCCUCCGCAACAUUUUUCGAAGCCCUUUCAUAGGCUUGCAGCAAGCAAGACAAAUAACGAGGAUUGCAUCAAGAUUGGAGUUCCACGCACGUACCUUCAUGGUCAACGAACCGCCGAGCAGACCUUCCGCAGCCGUGGAAGUGCUAGGGCGCCGGUUCCUUAUGUUGAACGCAAUAUAUUCGAUAAAAAAGGUUCUCGGUAAUCAGGUGCAGUGGGAUAAUUGGUUUUCGCACCUCGUCAGAGACGUGCCAACCGACUACACCCAGGUGCCUACACCGACAACGGCUGACUUUUCUCUUGCGCUUUACUCCUUUGCAGUGGAGUUGAGUGCUGCAAUGAAACUGUAUAGAAUGGGCAGUGCGCCUUCUGAUGUAACAGUGCUCCGCAUUAAGCAGAAGCUUUUUUGUUCGCCAAAAAUUCCAAGGUGCUUUCGAAAGGAAGAAUGGGCUGCCUUCCGCUGUGACCAUUACACCCCAGGAAGUCCAUGCGAGAGUUGA